GCAUCGGACAACUUCCGGUUUAUUUGAGUAACCCAAAAGAAUGUAGACAUGCUGGACGUUGUUGUUACAGUUUUGUGAUUUACUAUCCGAUCAGCUAAACUGUAACCAUGCCGCCAACUAUACAGACUGGCCAACGGGAUGAUAGAGAGAAAAGACAAAGACCUGGGGAUAAAAGAGUUGAUAUCCCCCGGGUCAAGUUCAACAAUACGUUACCUGACAUACCAUUUGAUCCCAAGUUCAUCACAUACCCUUUUGAGUCAAACAGAUUCAUCCAGUACAACCCCACAUCACUGGAGAGAUCUUUCAAGUAUGAUUUACUGACGGAACAUGACCUUGGGGUGACCAUCGACCUCAUCAAUCCAGAAACCUACAAGAUCGACCACAAUGCAUACCCAGAUCCUGAGGAUGAAAAACUAUUGGAGGAAGAGGUCAACACCCCUGCAGACAGCAAGAGGUCUCGCCAUCACAACACGACAGUAUCCUGGCUCCGGAAGACAGAGUACAUCUCUACUGAGUACAACCGAUUUCAGCAGAAGUCGGACCAGUCUGAAACCAAGGUGGGUUUCAAGAUCAAGCAGAUAAUGAAAGAGGAGGACAUGUACAAGGACAGGGACACCCAGAUCAAGGCCAUUGAGGACACCUUCAAGAAGGCCAAGAUACCGAUCAAGAAGCACUACAGCAAGCCCAAUGUCACUCCAGUUGAAGUGUUGUCCAUAUUCCCAGACUUUGAGCUGUGGAAACAUCCGUUUGCCCAGGUGUUGUUUGACUCGGACCCUGCACCGAAGGGACAGACCCUGCCGGCACAGAUGGAGGAGAUGUCACAGGCCAUGAUCAGAGGAGCCGUUGAUGAGAGUGGGGAGCAGUUUGUGGCCUAUUUCUUGCCGACAGAUGAAACGAUUGGGAAGAGGAAGCGUGAUGGAGAAGAGGGUGUUGACUACACGCCAGAGGAGGAGUACGAGUACAUGCUGGCCAGAGAGUACAACUGGAACGUGAAGAACAAGCUAUCGAAGGGAUACGAAGAGACAUAUUUCUUUGUGUUCAGAGAAUCGGGCGUGUACUACGAUGAGCUGGAAACACGAGUUCGUCUCAGUAAGAGAAGGAAGACAGGUGGAGGUCAGGUGGCCAAGUCCCGCCUCGUUGUCAAACACAGGGACCUCAACGAUAAGGAAGUGUCUGCACAGGAUGCACGGUUGAUGAUGUUGGAGCCACCGCAGGAGGAGGAAGAAGAAGAGGAGGAGGAGAUGGUUGUUGCUCCCGAUGCACUGGAGACAGGGAGUGCUAGAGGCAGUGAUGAUGAGGGCAACAAGAGUGAUGACGACCGAGGUAGCGUCCAGUCCGGGGGAAGCCGAAGGAGCAGAAGCCGCAGCAGGAGCAGAAGCAAGUCCCGCAGUCGGAGUCGAAGUGGCAGCGGUAGUCGAAAUCGCAGUCACAGUCGAUCAAGAAGUAGGAGCCGCAGUCGUAGUGGAAGCCGUAGCAGCCGCAGUAGAAGCCGCAGUGGCAGUGGUAGUCGCAGUAGCAGCAGCUCAAGUAGCGGCAGUGGGCGUGGUAGCGGUAGAAGCAGCAGCAGUGAGAGUGAGCGGGAGGUGACAGGGAAGAAGGACGAGGCAGAGAUCUUCGGGUCAUCCAGCGGGUCAGGGUCAGACAGUGAUUGAUGACAGACAGAACGAGGAAGGAGUGUAAACCAGAGUGACCAUUUCAUACCAGAUGACAGCCUAGAAAACAGGUUUCUACUUUGUAUAAGCAGGCCAAGAGCUACUGAACUAGUGCUACGGAUGGCGCGUGUCGGUUUUAAACCAGUGACCGAAUACUUGUGUUUCAGAUGACAUCCCUGCAAUGAAACCCCAUUAAUCAAGACCCUGUUAAUCCAGAAACCUGUCUGGAUAGUCUGGACCUGAACAGUCUCAUUGUAACAUAUGUAUAUAUCCACAUUACCCCACAGUCAUCAUUCCUUUAUGUGGAAUUUCAUUUUCUAGACGAUUUCACUUAAUAUGGUUGUAUCUGGAUUAACAAGGUUAAGCUGCACAAUGGUAUGAAGAUAUCAAUUUAUCAAUGUAUUAUUAAACCCUACAUGUAUUAAGGUUUGAAGGGGCCCCCAGCAACCCUUGCUGGUCAUAAUAGAUUAGGUUGUCAGGCUAGCUGACUCAGUUAAUUGCGAGUCUUUGUACUGUGAUGACAUGGAUCGUUGACCACAAAAUUGAGUUCUGGUUCAGACUUGAUUAUCUGAAGGCAGUUGUCAUGUAGCUGGAAUAUUGUAAAGUUUGGAUAUGAACCAGCAAACAAAACUGUUUUAUGACCAGACUCAGAUGAGAUAUCAGGAUAAGAAAUAAGUUGGUUAGGGUACAAGGAACACAGGUAUUGGCGGUCAUGAUUCGGAGGUCAGGUUGCUGUCAGCAGAGGUUAGAUUUUCUUCUCUGACAAUAUUAUCAUAUUGUUUCUUCUCUGACAAUAUUAUCAUAUUAUUUUGGAAUUUUGUACUUAUCAAUUUCCUGGAAUCAUCUCUACGUUCUCAGAGUUUUCAAUGAAAACAUCUUGUGUACAUCAUAUUUCCUCCUGGGAACAAUUGUGCAGCUAUAAAGGUCUACUCAUAAUCCAGGGAGACCAUUAGUAAUACCGAUAUUUCUUCUUAUUAGCAAGCUUGGUUUACAGACUUUCUAUGCCUUAAGUCAGUAUUACCUAAAGAUAUAGUUUUGUUCAGUUAUGUUUUGGGAAUUGACAUUAGAAAGAAAUGUUUUAUGAUUGAUGUCUGUGGUAGUUAUGCUUCCAAAUCCUUCAUGUUUCGAAUUCUAAUUAUAUUUUGUUCAGUAAAAUUUGAGUAGGAUAUGUGAAAACAGGCAACAUUGUUACUAUGGUGAGGCAUAUCAUGCCUUAUGGACAACUCAAAAGCAGAUAAAGAACCCCCAGUUCUUUCGUGGACUAUAGCUAAUUGCUGAUGUGUAUUACAACUCAACAGUACAGAGUUCUGUAAAUUGUUUUGAGUGGUGUAUAUUGCCCUAGCGUUUCUUUCUUCAUCCAUGCAUUUACUUCAUGCAACAAUUGUAAAAUAGAGAAGUAAUUAAUUCGGGGUUAUUUAGUAUCAUUUUCAUACAUUACACAUCUGUACAAGCUCUCAGAAAUCCUGGGAAACAAUAAAUCUUCAUCUAAAUCCAA
Haliotis rubra (blacklip abalone) is the source of this 3147-nucleotide messenger RNA. RefSeq names its product RNA polymerase II-associated factor 1 homolog. Gene Ontology annotation, biological process: transcription elongation by RNA polymerase II. The record is from RefSeq and is a predicted model, not a curated record. Gene Ontology annotation, molecular function: RNA polymerase II complex binding; chromatin binding. NCBI's taxonomy places the organism in Eukaryota, Metazoa, Mollusca, Gastropoda, Lepetellida, Haliotidae. Gene Ontology annotation, cellular component: Cdc73/Paf1 complex. The transcript is spliced from 13 exons. The coding region runs from base 108 to 1652 and encodes 514 amino acids.